This is a messenger RNA of Clunio marinus, 871 nucleotides long. The record is from the annotation of a GenBank genome assembly. Lineage: Eukaryota; Metazoa; Arthropoda; Insecta; Diptera; Chironomidae.
UGGCAGUCUAAUGUUUUUUGGUGUUGGUGGUUUAGUGUUUGCUUCCAUCGAUCAAGUUCCAAGUGAACUCAUCGACAAUGCAAUUGUGCUUGGAUGCUUAUCGUUCUUUGUGGCUGCCCUGUUUCUUGUCGAUAUGAGUGAAAAAAUGGGUAAACGACGGUCAGAUGCGACACAAACCGAUUCGAGUUCUAUUGAUAGACAUAAUAAAAGUCAAUCAAUGACAACGUUGAGCAGUCAAGCACAUCUAAUGGAUUCGGAUGGAAAUGAUGGAAAGAAUCGAGAUUCAAUGAGAUCAGCAAGAGAUGCAUUAAGCAUGCAUUCUUCAAAUCCCUUUAUGAAUAACAAAGAGAAACAAGAGCAUGGUUUCAACUCUCAACCCCAGUCGAUGCAUUAUCCUACAUCAACAUACACAGAAGACGUCGUAGAGUCGCAAAUUCUUCCAACUGCACAAAUGCCAGUCUUCUCAAAGGUUAAACAACCACCUGUUAUAAAUCAUUUUGAGACAGAACCUUACAAGAAAAUUCUAAGUCGACCUUACACACGUUAUCAUGACCCCGCACAACAUCAUCAAGAUCCAUUUUACGAAGAAUUUAAUAAUUAUCGAAGGCAAACUUAUUAUCAAGGCCCGAAGGUUGAUCAAGGCAAAUUUGUGAUUCGUGAUUACUCUCAGCAACAACAAAAUCAAAUGCAAAGCAGUUGUACUUGCCCAGUUCAUCACGAUGAGGAACUUGAAAAUCAAGAACAAGAAGAUUCUGCUAUUAAAUCUGGUUACGUGAGUCAAGUGGCAAGAAUUUGGGAUGAACGUUUAAAAACCAACCAAAGUUCAAUACGAAGUCAUCAGAAAGAUAACAAAGGUAGCACAGUAGUUUAA